Molecule: messenger RNA, 3835 nt
Organism: Phoenix dactylifera (date palm)
Lineage: Eukaryota; Viridiplantae; Streptophyta; Magnoliopsida; Arecales; Arecaceae
Product: FT-interacting protein 3-like
Source: RefSeq, a predicted model, not a curated record
AAGGGUCAAUCGACCUCCACUUUUAUACCAAAGAAAAAGAAAAAAAUCCACCUCCAUUCUCCACCGUGCAAGCACACAAGCUCACCACCGGAUUGGGGGGCCCAACCGACACAGCUCUCUUUCUUGUCCGUCCCCUCCGUUUGUCCUCGUCCCCAAUCCCCACCUCCCGUUCCACUCCACGCUUCCCACGCUCGCCAUCAACCCAACAAGCAUUCCGCGCUACCUUUUCCACCCGCCUCUUCCUCUUCGCACACGCGCAGACCCACACCGAAGUUGCUGGUGAUGUUACUGAGCUGAGGGAACUCCAGCCUCUCAACUGCUAUCGCAAAGUAGAAACGCACUUUGGAAAGAGAGAAAGGAGGAGAUGAAGGUGGCGGUGGAGGUGGUGGACGCCGCCGAACUGAUGCCAAAAGACGGGCAGGGCUCGGCGAACCCGUUCGUGGAGGUGGAGUUGGACGGCCAGCGCCAUCGCACGCAGACCAAAGUCAAAGAUCUCAACCCUUUCUGGAACGAAAAGUUUCUGUUCAACGUGUCUGAUCCGUCGGAUCUCUACAACCAGACCAUCAACGUUUCUGUAUACCACGACAGCCGCUUGCCCUCCGACGGCGGCGGAAGACAUGGCCACCAACGCCAGUUCCUCGGACGCGUCCGCAUCUCCGGCGCCUCCGUCGCCAUCUCCCCAGCCGACGCCCCCGUCCAGCGCUUCCCCCUCGAGAAGCGCGGCCUCUUCUCCCACAUCCGCGGCGACAUCGGGCUCCGCGUCUACCUCCUCCCCGACUCCUCCGACCCCUUCCCCGCUGCGGCCGCCGCAGCCGCCGCCGUCCCCCCUUCUUCUGUUCCGACACCUAAUCCGGCCGUCGACGGCGAGAGGGCCUACCACAAGAACAAGGAGAAAAUGAAGAAGCCGGCGGCGGAGGAGCCGAGGGCGUUCUACUCCGUGGGCGCCGGAGGGGGUCUGGGGUACGAGUUCGCCCAGAUGAAGCAGGCCAUGGGGGGCGGCGCGGGGGAGAAACCGGCGGCGCCGAUGGGUGGCGGCGUCGCGGUGAAUGAGCGUUACGCGCGGGCGGAGCCGCCGCAGCCGGCGGUGAUGAACGUCCGGGCCGUCCCUGGCGCCGCGCCGCCGCCGCGCCCCGGCGCCCCGGAGUUCGGGCUGGUGGAGACGUACCCGCCCAUCGCCAGCCGCCUCGGGUACCGCGGCCGCGACAAGAUGGCCUCCACCUACGACCUCGUCGAGCCGAUGCAAUUCCUCUACGUGAACGUCGUCAAGGCCCGGGACCUCCCCACCAUGGACUUGACCGGCUCCCUCGACCCCUACGUCGAGGUCAAGCUCGGCAACUACAAAGGCACCACCAAAUACCUGGAGAAGAACCAGAACCCCGUCUGGCGCCAGGUGUUCGCCUUUUCGAAAGAUCGCCUCCAGGCCAAUGUGUUAGAAGUCACCGUCAAAGACCACGAUCUCGUGAAGGACGACUUCGUCGGAAGGAUCCUCUUGGACCUCAUCGACGUCCCCCUCCGGGUGCCGCCGGACAGUCCUCUCGCUCCGCAAUGGUACAGGCUGGAGGACAAGAGCGGUAACAAGGUCAUGAAAGGAGAGAUCAUGCUUGCUGUUUGGCUGGGGACGCAGGCCGACGAGACCUUCCCGGAGGCGUGGCACUCCGACGCCCACAACGUCGGCGUCGAGGGCCUGCAGCACACUCGCUCCAAGGUCUACUUCUCGCCGAAGCUCGUCUACCUCCGGGUGAUUGUAGUCGAGGCUCAGGACCUUGUUCUGCUCGACAAGUCCCGGCAGCCGAGCGUGUGGCUCAAGCUCCAGCACGGCGGGCAAUUGCGCCGCACCCGCCCGAACGCCUCGCUGAACCCGGUGUGGAACGAGGAGUUCAUGUUCGUGGCGUCGGAGCCGUUCGACGAGCCGCUGGUGAUCACCGUCGAGGACAAGGAGCCCCUCGGCCGGCUGGUGCUGCCGCUGUCGAACGCCGUCCAGCGCAUCGACCCCAGCAAGCCCCCUGUGCUGCCCCGGUGGUUCAGUCUAUCCAAGCCGAGCCCCUGGGGAGACGACGCUGGCACUGGCGAGAAGAAGAAGGAGCCCAAAUUCGCCAGCAAGGUCUGCCUCUGGCUCUGCCUGGAAAUGGGUUACCAUGUGCUCGAUGAAUCCACUCAUUACAGCAGCGACCUCCAGCCGGCGUCGAGGAACCUCCGGAAGCGGAGCAUUGGGAUACUGGAGCUCGGAAUUCUCGACGCCCGGAAUCUAAUGCCGAUGAAGGCCAAGGAUGGCAAGCUCACCGAUGCCUACUGCGUCGCCAAGUAUGGCCCCAAAUGGGUCAGAACUCGGACAAUUCUCAACAGCCUCGCCCCUCGAUGGCAUGAGCAGUACACUUGGGAGGUCUUCGACCCUUGCACCGUCAUCACCAUCGCCGUCUUCGACAAUUGCCACAUUUCCAGCAACAAGGACGAUGCCAAAGACCAGCGGAUCGGCAAGGUCCGAAUCCGGCUAUCGACAUUGGAGACCAAUCGAGUUUAUACUCAUUACUAUCCUCUGCUGGUCCUCCAGUCGUCGGGCCUCAAGAAGACCGGCGAGCUCCAUUUGGCGGUGAGGUUCACCUGCACGGCGUGGGUCAACAUGGUGACCCUCUACGGGAGGCCGCUGCUCCCGAAGAUGCAUUACGUCAAGCCCAUUCCGGUUUUUCAACUGGACAACCUCCGGCACCAGGCAAUGCAGAUUGUCGCCGCCCGGCUUGGCCGUGCUGAGCCGCCACUCCGGCGAGAGGUGGUGGAGUACAUGCUCGACGUGGGCUCGCACAUGUGGAGCCUGCGGCGGAGCAAGGCCAAUUUCUUCCGCAUCUCUGCUCUCCUCUCUGGCCUCGGUGCCAUCGGCCGAUGGUUUGAUGGGAUUCGGAACUGGAGGAACCCCAUCACCACAAUACUAGUCCAUGUCCUGUUUCUGAUACUGGUCGGCUACCCAGAGUUGAUCCUGCCGACAAUUUUCCUCUACCUGUUCAUGAUUGGUUUAUGGAACUACAGGCUCAGGCCGCGGCACCCGCCGCACAUGGACACGAAGCUGUCCCAUGCUGAAUUCACACACCCAGACGAGCUCGACGAAGAGUUUGAUACAUUUCCGACGUCGAGGCCCCCCAACAUUGUGAGGAUGAGGUACGACCGGCUGAGGAGCGUGGCGGGGCGGGUGCAGACGGUGGUGGGGGACCUCGCGACGCAGGGGGAGCGGGCGCAGGCCCUACUCAGCUGGAGGGACCCAAGGGCGACCGCCAUCUUCAUCAUGCUGUCGCUGAUCGUGGCGAUAAUCCUCUACGUGACGCCAUUUCAGGUGGUGGCGGUGCUCGUCGGGCUCUACCUGCUUCGCCACCCUAAGUUCAGGAGCAAGAUGCCGUCGGUGCCAUUCAAUUUCUACAGGAGGUUGCCUGCUAAGUCUGAUAUGCUGCUCUGAGCUCGACGUGGUUGACAUCAACGAAUAUAGGAGGGAAUAUGUGCAUGAAUGCAUCUUUCUUCUAUUAGCGUUUGAUCACUAUCUCUUAAAUUGGAUACGAAUAUACCUAAGAAUAAGGUAUCCAGGAUUGUUUAUAGAUAUAGAUAGAGAGGAAGAGGUGUCGAGCAUCUGCAUGUCCUGAAUAAACUAGUGUCAUCCUUUUAGGUGGAAAGGUUGGAUCCGAAUGGGUAUUGUUUUAUGGGUUUCUUCCUUUCUUUUAGAGGAGUCGAGCUUUUGGCACAUAGUAAUCACUGUUUUUUUUUUUUUUUUUAGCCGAUGGGAUCAUGUCUUGUGAUAACAGCUGCAGAUUUAGAAAGUGGAUGAGAAUCUGAAGGGAUAUGAGAAUGUUGGACAUGA